Molecule: messenger RNA, 333 nt
Organism: Wickerhamiella sorbophila
Lineage: Eukaryota; Fungi; Ascomycota; Dipodascomycetes; Dipodascales; Trichomonascaceae
Product: Transcription elongation factor SPT4
Exons: 1
Coding region: 1-333 (110 amino acids)
Biological process (GO): chromatin organization; mRNA processing; positive regulation of DNA-templated transcription, elongation
Cellular component (GO): nucleus; DSIF complex
Molecular function (GO): zinc ion binding; RNA polymerase II complex binding
Source: RefSeq, a predicted model, not a curated record
AUGAGUAGUCGCACUGAACGAGCGUGCAUGGUGUGCGGGAUCAUCCAGCCGUUUCGAGACUUUGUUGGACAUGGUUGCCCCAACUGUGAGAGUUUGCUGCCUUUUAAAGGGGAUGACAGCGUUGUGAUGGACUGCACGAGCCCGUCGUUCGAGGGCUUUGUCGCACUCUGUGACCAGGAAUCGUCGUGGGUCGCCAAAUGGCUGCGUAUUGACGGGUUUCAGACGGGAAUGUACGCUGUGAAAGUUAACGGAAGAUUGCCCGAAGACGUCGUCAGGGCCUUAACCGACAAGGGCAUUGUUUACCGGCCACGAGAUGGCUCUGUGCAAGACUGA